Yarrowia lipolytica CLIB122 is the source of this 1230-nucleotide messenger RNA. RefSeq names its product mitochondrial 37S ribosomal protein mS29. Gene Ontology annotation, biological process: mitochondrial translation. Gene Ontology annotation, molecular function: structural constituent of ribosome. The record is from RefSeq and is a predicted model, not a curated record. Gene Ontology annotation, cellular component: mitochondrial small ribosomal subunit. NCBI's taxonomy places the organism in Eukaryota, Fungi, Ascomycota, Dipodascomycetes, Dipodascales.
AUGUUGCGCCGACUGACCUCUUCGCAGCCUUCGCUCGCGGCUCUGGGACAGACCCGAGGCUAUGCCGCGGCAUCCGCCAAGACCAAGAACAUCAAGAAGAAGGAAAACUUCCAGAAAACCCGGUCGCUGGGCUUCAAGCUUAAGAAGGCCGCUCCCACCGAAAAGAAGAAGAUCAGCGGCAAUGCCAUGGUCAAGCCUUUUGCCCAGACGGUCCAUCGGGCUGCCAAGGUGUCGGACGUGUCCGAGAUUCCCGCCAUUGACGCCGAAACCCUCAAGUCCGCCGAACCCGUGGUUCUGUCCUACCAGGGAGACGUGUCCAAGACCUGUGCCAUCGGGUCUGCCUUUUCUCCCAAGCGAGGCUUCGAGCUGCUGGGAGAACGAACGACGCUCCUGAGAAAGGAGUCGCGAGACGUGUUCAAAGCGCUGGACUCGCAGAGCCGGAUCAUUCUGACCGGACCCACCAACUCCGGAAAACGAGAACUGCUCACCCACGCCAUGGCCUAUGCCAAGACCAACGGCUGGAUCGUGCUGCCCGCCCCUCAGUUGCUGCAGUACAUCAACGGAACCUCGGACUACACUCUGACCGAGUCUGGGCGACUGGAUCUGCUGCGACGAAAUUGCGAGUUUUUCCAGAAGCUCGCAGCCAUGAACAAGGAGGCGCUUGAAAAGACCAAGCUAUCUAAGGACUACUCGUUUGGCCAGAUCAAACUGACCAAGGACAACUCCAUUUACGAUCUCGCCAAGAAAAGCGUGCCCGCCCGGUUCCAGGCCGGAGACAUUUUCGACGCCGUCAUCUACGAGCUGUCUCUUCUCAAACAAAAGGUGCUGCAACCAGUCUACGAGGUGGACAUUCUGGCCCGACCCACCGAGUACCGAACCCCGGAAUACAAACAAAUCCAGGGCCGUGACUUGCAGCUGGCUCAGCUCAUCAAGUCGCCCCCGCAAAACUUUGUGCAGAUCAUCACUGCCCACGAAGGAGACGAGACCGCGGUGGCACUGGGCAAAAAACAGGCCGCCGACUUUGUCUACGAGCCCAAGUUUGACCCAUCCAUGGUCGAGCUCAUCAAGACCGGUCACGUGAUCGAGGUGGCCCCCGUGUCGGCGCUCGAGUCCGGUCUGCUGCUCGAUUACUACGAGUCUCGGGGCCUGACGCUCAAGGGUCGGGAAUUGUUGCAUGUCACCUCUGGUGGUCUGCUUGGCGAGCUCUGGCGACAUGUCCGGGCUUAUUAG